AUGAAGACUCUCCAGCUCCUCCUCGUCGUUGGCAUCAUGGUCACGGCCAGUCCCAUCGACCGAGACGUCGCCCAACUGCACAGGCUCAAAACGGUCGGCAACCCGGAACCGGGGUACAACCCCGUCAUGGUGAAGCCACUCGGGGGCUUCGCGGGCAGGGUGCUCCAAGCAGGAACAACGCACUCGGCGCCUUAUGGGCGCCAUGCCGCCGGCGUCGGCAUCACCAACACAGCCCAAGCGCUCUUCUCAGGUGGCUUCGUAGGAGCCGGUGUACCCACGGUGGCGAGCGAGCUCGUGCAGGCCGUGCGGGCGGGCGCGUUCGAGAGGUUCGGAGGCCGGGACUCGCCGUUUGGACGGUGGGACGCGGAGAGGAGGAAAGUCGGCCAGGAGUGGAAGCAGGCAAUCAUCGAGGGGGCGCAGAGGCUGGGAAAAUGGUUCGAGCAGUUCAUGCAGGGAUAUGUCGUUCCGCCAACCGUCUUGGUUCCUCCGACCCCUUCAACUGCUUCCGCUCUGCCUGAUCUUCCGGAGAUCCCAAACGUCUAA
Purpureocillium lilacinum is the source of this 543-nucleotide messenger RNA. The record is from RefSeq and is a predicted model, not a curated record. Lineage: Eukaryota; Fungi; Ascomycota; Sordariomycetes; Hypocreales; Ophiocordycipitaceae.